AUGGAUCUAGUAGCCCUUCGUAAAGAAAGUGACGAUCUCUAUUAUUGCGGAAAUUUUUUAAAAGCUAUUAAUAAGUACCAACAAAUAAUUCAAGCCUACCAGAAUGACGAUCUUAAUGAUAGUCAAGGAAAAAAAUAUUAUGAUGAUCUUCUUCGCCUAUCAGAUUGUUUCUGUAAGUCGUAUAAUUAUCAGCAAGCCUUAAAAUAUUGUGAUAUUUCCCAUUCUAUUGCUGUUAAACUCAAUGAUAAAGUUCGUAUUUCGAGAAGCAAUGAUAUUUACGGCGAUGUCAAGAGAAUGCAAGGCCGAUAUCAGCAAGCUAUGGAUUGUUAUCAGCAAUCUCUUAAAAUAAAACUCGAAAUAUUAGAUGAUCAAGGCAUUGAUAUCGGUAUCUCUUAUUAUCAGAUCGGUAGAAUAUACUCAUUACAAGGAAAAUACAACAAUGCGUUGUCCUAUUUACAGCAAUCGUUAGAUAUUAUACGCCAAAAUAUUACAGAGGUAGCUAAUAAGUCAAAUAUAGGCAAAAUUUAUAACGAAAUAGGAUUGGUUUAUUGCUCUCAAGGUAAAUACAAGGAUUGUAUAUUUGCACAUGAGCAAAGUUUAAUGGUAUAUCGUGACGCCGUGGGUGAGAAUUGUUUAGGAGUUUGUGAUUCAUUUAAUAACUUAGGAUUAGUAUAUGAUUUAGGAGGCAAAUAUGAUGAGGCAAUCGAUAUGCAUCAAAAUUCGCUAAGCAAGAAAUUGAAUAUUUUCGGCGAAAAUAGCAUGGCAGUAGCAGAAUCUUAUUAUAACAUAGGUAUCGUAUAUCGAUCGGAAGGCAAAUAUAAAGAUGCAAAGAUAAUGUUUAAAAAAUGUCUCAAAAUUCAGAUAGAUUUAAUGGGUGAAGAUAAUAUUUACGUUGCUAAAACGCUUGAUGGAAUAGGCCAGUUAGAUACUAGAAUGGACAAUUAUGAGCAAGCACUUGAGGAAAGCAUUGAUGUUGCCAAUUCGUAUAAUAACAUCGGACUAACUUAUACUUUCCAAGGAAAGCUUAGUAAAGCAUUAGAAAUGCAUCAGAAGUGUUUACAGAUUCAACGAAAAAUAUUAAGUGAAAAGAAUAUGGACAUAGCAUCAUCUUAUAAUAAUAUUGCUUCGAUCUGUGAAUCGCAAGGUCGAUAUGACGAUGCAAUAGGCAUCCAUCAAAAGUCAUUGCUUAUUCAACUUGAAAUACUUGGAGAAAAACAUGCGAAUGUUGCCAUCUCAUAUAACAAUCUUGCUUCAGUUUAUAGCUCACAAAAAAAAUAUCUUCAAGCCCUGGGAAUGUACCAGAAAAGUUUAAGUAUAGAACUAGCAAGGCUGGGAGAAAAUAAUUUACGUAUUGCUACAUACUAUAACAACAUUGGAAUAGUCUACAAAGCUCAAAAAAAUUAUGGUGAAGCAAUACUGAUGUUGCAGAAAGCUUUGAAGAUUCGGUUAGAUAUUUUAGGCGAAAAUCAUAUAGAUGUAGCAGAUUCUUAUGCCAAUAUUGCCUCAGUUCUUAUAAGUCAAGAAAAUUACGAAGAAGCUGUAUUAGCGCUGAUGAAAUGCCUAGCUGCUCAAAAAGCCACUGUUGGAGAAAUGCAUUUAGAUGUUGCUAGAACAUACAAUAACCUUGGAUAUGCAUACUAUUCUCAAGAGUUAUGUAACAAAGCUUUAAAUUCCUUACUAAAAUGUUCAGAAAUACAGAAAAAUCUACUGGGAGAAAAUCAUAUCGAUAUAAUGAAUACUUUUAAGCUUAUGGCUACUAUCUACAAAGAACAGGGAAACUUUCAAGCAACAUUAGACAUACAUCAAAGAAUGUUAAAAAUCUACGUCAACACUAAAGGUCAUGAUAGUGAAGAGGUAGCCGAAGCACGAGAAAUUAUAAAGAAGAUAUCUAAUGAACAAAAGAAGAAAUGUACUGUAAUGUAA
Trichoplax adhaerens is the source of this 1923-nucleotide messenger RNA. RefSeq lists its product as uncharacterized. The record is from RefSeq and is a predicted model, not a curated record. The transcript is spliced from 3 exons. The coding region runs from base 1 to 1923 and encodes 640 amino acids. Lineage: Eukaryota; Metazoa; Placozoa; Uniplacotomia; Trichoplacea; Trichoplacidae. Gene Ontology annotation, molecular function: protein binding.